Molecule: messenger RNA, 808 nt
Organism: Hemicordylus capensis (graceful crag lizard)
Lineage: Eukaryota; Metazoa; Chordata; Lepidosauria; Squamata; Cordylidae
Product: C-type lectin domain family 4 member F-like
Exons: 6
Coding region: 1-711 (236 amino acids)
Source: RefSeq, a predicted model, not a curated record
AUGCUUGGCAAAGAAGAUGGCAGGAUGGUGCAAGAGAACAUCUCGGGGGAAACAGUGGACUCCCAAGCGGAUGACUCUCAGAGGCAGACCAAAUUCCAGGAACUGGAAAAAGAGGUGGAGGAGAUCCGAACCGCCCUGCAGCUCAGCAACAUCUCUUGCGCAUCAGGGAAUGAAUCUGACAGCUCUGCACUUUCCAGGAUGCAGCUUCUGAACAAUAUCACCCAGACUUGCGCUGAGACUCAGGCCCGUUUGGAGAAUGUCAGUGCCUCCGAAGCAGCUGCCCAAGAUAAAUACCGGGAUCUUCUGAGCAUGGUCUCCAGUGGCUGGAAGCAUCACGGCGGGGGCUUCUACUUCUUUUCCAAAGAGACGAAGUCAUGGCAAGAGGCAGAGCAGGCCUGCGCAUCGUACGGGGCCCACCUGACUUCUGUCACCUUGCGGCAAGAGAUGGAAUAUCUCACCGGGGAGACCAACGGGGAGGCCUUUUAUAUUGGACUCACCGACCAGUGGCAAGAAGGCAACUGGACUUGGGUGGAUGGCACAGAAUUCAACAGCCAAGUGAGUUUCUGGGCACCAGGACAACCUGAUAACUGGCACAAGGCACCUGGUCAACGAGAAGAUUGUGUUCAGAUCAGAUUUAAGAACCUGAAUGCCUGGAUUGAUGUCAGCUGCACACAUAAUUUGAAAUGGGUCUGUAAGAGGGUCUUCUCCUGAGCAGGAGUGUGUCAACCAUGUGGCGUAUCUGACCUACUGCCUCUUUAGUGCAACCUUCUGUCCCCAGCCAAUUGCUGGCUAAUUCUAGAUCCUAUCU